This is a messenger RNA of Williopsis jadinii, 2235 nucleotides long. RefSeq names its product Uga3p (gene UGA3). Bases 1 to 2235 code for a protein of 744 amino acids. Gene Ontology annotation, biological process: positive regulation of transcription by RNA polymerase II. Gene Ontology annotation, molecular function: transcription cis-regulatory region binding; DNA-binding transcription factor activity, RNA polymerase II-specific; zinc ion binding. Lineage: Eukaryota; Fungi; Ascomycota; Saccharomycetes; Phaffomycetales; Wickerhamomycetaceae. Gene Ontology annotation, cellular component: nucleus. The record is from RefSeq and is a predicted model, not a curated record. The transcript has a single exon.
AUGUUUUUGACGUUUAAUGGGCUGAAAAAGUCGGUUGAGAAGGACUCUCCAGAUGCCCAAAACACAGGUGUGAAUGGCUCAACAACUGAUGAAUCCAUAGUGCAAAACCUCGAUGCCAACGCUGAUAAGGCGACACGUUCGAGGAUAUUCAGAUUCACAACAAAGAAAAGUAGAAUGGGAUGUAUCACUUGUAAGAUACGGAAAAAGAGAUGUUCACAAGAGCGUCCAAUCUGUGCAGAUUGUCGUCGUUUGGGGAAGAACUGUGUCUGGGCUACAGAUGAAAUGACCAACGAGAAUGUCAAACAACUCCGUCGUAAGGUGGAGGAAGAGGAAAGACGGUCAAAACGGUUGAAAAGAUGCGACAAUGAGCGCAAGAAUCAGACCAACAAAACGUCUACAAGCCCUGUUGUUGUGGAUGAUGUUCAUAAUGACCGUGUGAUUCAGACUCAUCAAACAGACAUUCCAGUGGAGGGCGAUGACGAUGAUGACAAUGAACUAAGGACGCUAGAUACAGAAUCACAUGGCUCCUUUCAAACACCUGUGAGCACAAAUCUUGCUAACUUCCCGGCAAUCUCAGCCAACCACGUCACUUCUCCUAGAUUUGAUUCAUUGACAUCGAAAUCAUUGUCACCUUUUGAUAACUUCCAAGAGUUUCAACAGCUCUUUGAGAUGAACAUCCGUAACAACUAUUCGAACUCGCCGAAGCUGCAACUACUCGAGGAUGAGUAUGACGAUAGCAAUAAGAAGAACGACAAUGAUACCCAUAAAGAUAAUGAUAAUGAUGAAAAUGCGCUUGCGGAUGAGGAUGACGAUGAUGAUAAAGUUAAGACAGCUCCAGGUGCAAUGUCCAAUGAACAUCGUGUUGUUAAUACGCGAUCACCAAGUCCAUUCAACCUGGAGGCAUUUCUUUCCACACCAAACAUGGCAUUCGAAAUAACGAAUGUAUUCUCUAAUGUGCCGUCAGAGAUAACAUUAGACCCCAUAGGUGCCACUCUGUACGAUUACUACAGAAAUAAGCUCUCAAACAUUGUUUCAAUCGUACCUGCUGAGUCGAAUUACUACACAAAUGUUUUUCUUCCAAUGGCAAUGGUUAACAAAGGUGUUCUUUACUCGAUCAUGGCGUGGGCAGGAUACCACAUGGGUGGUGAUUUCGAAAGGGAAGGCACCAGAUACAUGGAUAAGGCACUAGAUUACAUUAAAGAGACCCCGAUUGGAUCUGACUCCGAUGCGUUACAACGACUGGCAAGCUUGCUGAUUAUGUGUGCAGCAGAGAUCUGUAAAGGAGACGUUACCAAGUGGCCAGUUUUCUUACAAUGGGCCUCUAAGAUAAUCAAAGAUCGAGGUGGUUUGUACAAGUUCAGACAGGAUAAAGAACAGCAUUGGUUGAUUUCAAGUUUUGCAUAUCAUGACAUUCUUGCAAGCUCUGCAAGCGAAAGAGGAACAUACUUCCCUGUUGAUGAUUAUGAUAAGUUUAUCGUCAACUGUGGGUUUGGUGUCGACCCUUUGCAAGGUAUUGUGAAACCAUUGUUUAACAUUAUUGGUGAGAUCUCUACAUUGGCUACUGAGGCAAAGCGUUUAUUGAAAAUAAGUUCAAACUCCCUAGGUGAUGGUAUCAUGCAUGAUGACGAUGAAGAUGACGACAAUUGCAACACUAACAAAGAUGAGGAAUCUCCAGAUAUUCCAGGUAUCGAUACUCCAGAUUCAGUGAACUCGGUUCAAGGCGAGAAGAUAUUCACCAAGUACUCUUCGCUUCUCCAGAUCAUGGAGAAAGCCAGUGCUCUUGAGAAUAAAAUCAAUAUCGUGAAACCAGACCCAUCAGAUUUGAGCGAAUUUAGCAACCAUGACCUUGAGCUACAAUUGACUCUGUUUGAACUAUUCCAAUUCACUGCUAAGCUUCACCUGAGACAAUCUGUUCUUCGGCUAAACCCAUCGUCGCUAGAGACGCAGUUCAUUCUGUGUGAACUUUUGAAAUGCCUAGAUAUUGUUCUGAGAUCACCUGUUGAAGCUUCUCUCUGUUUCCCAAUGUUCAUUGCAGGCAUGAACUGUACCACCAAGAAGGACCGUCGUAUGAUGCUUGAGAGAUUUAACGACAUCAUACAAAGAUAUAGCUUCAAGAACCUAGAAAGGGCAAAGACGAUCAUGGAACAGGUUUGGAUGAUCGAUCCUUCAGGCACCAAAUGUGUUGACUGGUACGAAAUUGUCAAGAGACUAGGCUGGGACUUGAGCUUUGCCUAA